Ixodes scapularis (black-legged tick) is the source of this 1415-nucleotide messenger RNA. RefSeq lists its product as uncharacterized. Lineage: Eukaryota; Metazoa; Arthropoda; Arachnida; Ixodida; Ixodidae. The coding region runs from base 90 to 965 and encodes 291 amino acids. The record is from RefSeq and is a predicted model, not a curated record. The transcript has a single exon.
UAGAACGUUGUUUUGGAACGUCCGUCUCCUGCCUGUUUCUUUCACCACAUUUGGUGACCCGGACGUGAUCGCCAACUAGAACGGGUGAAAUGCAGCAAGGAGAGCCUUCGGACCCGCCGCCAGCCACUGUUGCAGCAGCCGCAGUACGCCUUCCACCAUACUGGGACCGCAAUCCGCGAGUUUGGUUCCUGCAAGCGGAAUCACAAUUCCACCUCGCUGGGGUCACCACACAAGGUCGGAAGUACCACCACGUCGUCUCGGCUCUUUCACCAGCUGCAGCCGACGAAGUCUACGACGUUCUGGCAAAUCCCUCUCCAGCAACACCGUAUGACCAACUGAAGAAUGCUCUGCUCCAGCGCACCGAGAUUUCGGAACGCUCCCGCGUGCAGCAGCUUCUCUCGGCGGAAGAGCUCGGGGAUCGGCGGCCAAGCCAGUUGCUGCGACGCAUGACCAAGCUUCUUGGAGAGCGCUCUAACAAUCUGGACGACGUAUUCCUCCGCGAGCUGUUCUUGCAAAGGCUACCUUCCAAUGUCCAGAUGGUUUUGGCAACAGCAACAACGUUGGACCUCACCGGACUUGCCGCGCUGGCCGACGCCGUGAUGGAGGUGACCACUCCAUCCGUCGCCAAUGUUACCGUGGCUCCACAGCAACCAACAGCUCUGGACUCUGGAUCGGCCGCUAACAGCCAGCCUCCCCAGGCCAACAUCGAGCAGCUUUGCCAACGUUUGGAGGAGAUCGUCGUCGCAGCUACACGAGGCCGCACCCCGCACCCUCGUGAGUCACAUCGCAGACGUUCGACGUCUCGUCGGGCACGCGGCGAAUCGACAUCUCGUCGGACACGCGGCGAAAACACGCGAUCACCGAGCCCUGCCGGGGUCUGCUACUACCACCGCCGCUUCGGUGCCAACGCCCGGCAUUGCCUUCGCCCCUGUUCAUGGCAGGGAAACAGGCCGGCCGACCUCUAGAGGCGACGAGUGGUCAGGGCCCCGACGAAAGUCGCCUUUUCUACGUGUGUGACCGAGCCACCAAGAACCGGUACCUCGUCGACACCGGAGCCGAGGUCAGCGCAGUUCCAGCAACGCGUGCCGACCGUUCCUUGACACCGAUCUAUUUUCUACGCGCAGUGAACAACAGCGCGAUCCCAGUCUACCGAGAACGGUCGAUCACCCUUAACCUCGGCCUCCGGCGGGUUUUCCGGUGGAUCUUCCUGGUGGCCGACGUCAGUCAAGGAAUUCUCGGCGCGGACUUUCUCAACCACUACAAGCUCCUCGUGGACGUUAGAAGCAGGCGACUGAUAGACUCCACCACGCGACUUUCCAUCCAUGGUAUCGCAACGGACGACAAUGCAGUCUACACCUCUGCCUGCACGAUCCCGGAAGAAGCGUUCAAGACUUCGCUGAGUAAGUUUCCGAGCC